Nakaseomyces glabratus is the source of this 1305-nucleotide messenger RNA. It is a transcript of the gene HST3, whose product is annotated as NAD-dependent histone deacetylase HST3. Gene Ontology annotation, molecular function: histone deacetylase activity, NAD-dependent; NAD+ binding. The record is from RefSeq and is a predicted model, not a curated record. Gene Ontology annotation, biological process: negative regulation of transcription by RNA polymerase II; regulation of DNA repair; replication-born double-strand break repair via sister chromatid exchange. Gene Ontology annotation, cellular component: mating-type region heterochromatin; nucleus. Lineage: Eukaryota; Fungi; Ascomycota; Saccharomycetes; Saccharomycetales; Saccharomycetaceae.
AUGGAUGAGAAACUACAGACGGAUAAGAUAGUGGUGUUCGAUGAUACUCAUCUGCUGGCAGAAGAGCAAGACGAUGUGCUGCUUAGUAUCAACAGACAGCUGAACAAGUCCCGGAAGAUAAUAUUGCUUACCGGUGCUGGUAUCUCCUGCAACGCGGGUAUCCCUGACUUCAGGUCAGCUACAGGGCUUUACAACCUGAUCAAGAGACAGUACCCGGACAUCUCCAUCGGUUCAGGGAAGGAGAUGUUUGAUAUAUCUUUGUUCAGGGAUGAGAUGAAGAUCUCUGUCUUUGCCACGUUCAUGGAGAAGCUGUACGCUAGUGUGAAGCUGGCUCAGCCCACCACAACACAUAAAUUCAUUGCUCACUUGAAAAACAGAAACAAGCUCCUGAGAUGCUACACCCAAAACAUAGACGGUCUUGAGGAAAACUUGGGUCUGGCGAUAUCGAACUCCUCAUUCCAGCCAUCCACAGGCAAAACAACCGAAACUGACAACUCUCCUAACAAGAAUAAUAUAGAUGUUAUACAAUUGCAUGGUGACUUGAACACCCUGGCGUGUACCAGAUGUUACCACGAGUUCCAAUGGAGCAGGUACCUAGCUAGAUAUUUUAGAAGGGGUGAACUACCAACUUGUCCCGAGUGUGAAAGAAUCAAUAACGAAAGAGUACAGAUGGGGAAAAGGCUAAUCAAUAACAUAGGCUACCUGAGACCUAACAUUGUCCUCUAUGGUGAAAACCAUCCUUCCGGUGAAAUCAUCACACAGGGGCUGAACACCGAUAUAAAUCGUGGUAAGCCAGAUCUAUUCAUCAUAAUGGGUACUAGCCUAAAAGUCGAUGGUGUUCAAAGAGUGGUGAAACAGAUAAGUAAACAAGUACACGAAAGAAAGGGUCUGGUUAUCCUCGUUAACAAGACAAAGCUUUCUGAAUCUCGCUGGAAUGGCAUUAUAGAUUACCAAAUUUGUUGUGAUUGCGAUACAUGGGUGAAGUACUUACAGGGCCAAAUACCAGAUUUCUUCAAAAGCCAGGAAGAGGUCCUUGCUUUGAGACAAUUAAGGAGAGAGGCUAGUGAGCUUAGAAAGUUAAAGAAAUCUGAAAAGAGCUCAAUAAAAACCCCUCCAACCACUCCUACUGGCAAGAGGAAUACGGUACCGACAAGAGAACCAAUACUAAAUGGAGUUAAAAGGAAGCUCUUGACACCUGAGAACUCAUUUGAUGAAAGAUCUCCUAAGAAGUUUUCCAAGACCACUUCUAGUAACAAGAAAAACGAUACUUUGAAGAAGAAACCCUUAGGUAUAGUAAACCUAUGA